Colletotrichum scovillei is the source of this 2536-nucleotide messenger RNA. Its product is annotated as ABC transporter. Bases 250 to 2502 code for a protein of 750 amino acids. NCBI's taxonomy places the organism in Eukaryota, Fungi, Ascomycota, Sordariomycetes, Glomerellales, Glomerellaceae. Gene Ontology annotation, molecular function: ATP binding; ATP hydrolysis activity. The transcript has 3 exons. The record is from RefSeq and is a predicted model, not a curated record.
GGGCACUCGGUUCAAGGUCCACAUUUUGAGGCCUGUCGCGAAUAUCGCAUCUAGAUCACAAGUGAAGUCGUCAUAAGGCAGUUGCAAUAGCCUAGCAAAGGGACAAUAUUCUGGGCUUGCUGCAAUCUCAUUUGUCUCACUUCAAGUCGACUGUCGCAGAGCCCAUAGCUUUGCAUCGCUGACAGAUUCGUUGAAGCAAAUUUCUAUCACCACCGCCACCACAAACUUACAACUUUGUGUGUAGCAACGAUGGAUGCCGAGAUUAGAACCGUCUUGCCGAACAUCGACCCGGUGCUCUCCGAGUACUCGGUCGGAUACCUGACCCACGCAUCGACCAUCUACUCGGACGAGGAAGAGCAGUCUGGCGUCUCACCUCUCGCCGAGGCAGCCGCCACCGUCACCGAGUUGUUGCUCUCUGCCUCUGGAAAGCCCGACGCUAAGCUCCAGGAGAAGAUUGAGAAACUUGUUGAGAAAUGGGUUGAGAAGUACACCGAGUCGAAUGGAGGACUGCGAAGCGGCCCUUUGGCCGUCAGGCGCCUUGAUGAGACUUUCCAAGUCAGCUCUCAGCGGAACAUGUCUUCCACUCUGGCCGUGUCAACGGGAGCUGUCGAUCUUGAGUCUGCAAACGCUCGCAAGGUCGAAUCAAAGGUUGAUCGAAAGAAGCUGGAGAAGGCCGAGCGCAAGAUUGCAGCCAAGCAGCAGAAGAAGACCUUCAAGACGGUUGAGUAUGAGGCUUCCAGAUUGCUCGACGAGCCUGAGUCUACUCAAUCUUACGAGGAAUUCUACAUGGCUGUCAACCCUCUCCAGAUGGGUGGCUCUGGCGCGAACAAGACCAAGGAUAUCAAGUUGGAUAACAUCGAUGUCUCUAUUGGUGGCCUGCGUAUCGUGACCGAUACGGACUUGACCCUUUCUUAUGGUCACAGGUACGGUCUUGUUGGACACAACGGUGUUGGUAAAUCUACGCUUCUUCGUGCUCUGUCUCGCAGAGAGCUGCCAAUUCCGCCUCACAUUACCAUUCUUCACGUCGAACAGGAGCUUACUGGUGACGACACCCCUGCGAUCCAAGCUGUGCUUGAUGCCGAUGUGUGGCGCAAGGUUCUUCUCAAGGAGCAGACUGAAAUUACUCAGAAGCUGGCAGAGAUCGAGACCCAACGUGCGGGCAUGGCCGAUACUUCAGCCGAUGCCGCCAGACUCGACAAGGAAAGAGAAGCUCAAGACGGCAGGCUCGGUGACAUCCAGGGCAAGCUUGCCGAGAUGGAGUCCGACAAGGCCGAGUCAAGAGCCGCAAGUAUUUUGGCUGGUCUCGGUUUCUCUGCCGAAAAGCAACAGAAUGCCACCAAGACCUUCUCAGGUGGUUGGCGUAUGCGUCUGGCGUUGGCCAGAGCCUUGUUCUGCGAGCCUGAUCUGCUGCUUCUCGACGAACCGUCCAACAUGUUGGACGUUCCCUCUAUUGCUUUCCUUGCCAACUACCUCCAAGGAUAUCCCAGCACGGUUCUCGUGGUUUCUCACGACAGAGCUUUCCUCAAUGAGAUUGCGACGGAUAUCAUUCACCAACACUCGCAGCGUCUCGACUACUACCGUGGUGCCAACUUCGAAUCCUUCUACGCCACCCGCGAGGAACGCAAGAAGACUGCGAAGAGAGAGUACGAGAACCAAAUGGCCCAAAGAGCCCAUCUUCAGGCCUUCAUCGACAAGUUCCGCUACAACGCGGCCAAGUCUUCCGAAGCCCAGUCACGUAUCAAGAAACUCGAGAAGAUGCCAGUACUUGAGCCGCCCGAGACAGAGUACAGCGUGCAGUUCAAGUUCCCUGAUGUCGAGAAGAUGUCGCCUCCUAUCAUCCAGAUGACGGGCGUGACAUUUGGUUACACAAAGGAGAACAUCUUGCUGCGCAACGUGGAUCUCGACGUGCAACUGGACUCUCGUAUCGGUAUCGUCGGACCCAACGGUGCAGGUAAGACAACUAUUCUCAAGUUGUUGAUUGGAAAGCUGUCGGCCACUUCGGGUAUCAUUUCGCAAAACCCCCGUCUGCGCGUCGGCUUCUUUGCGCAGCAUCACGUUGAUGCCCUGGAUUUGACGAUGAGUGCGGUUGGCUUCAUGUCUAAGGAGUACCCUGGCCGGACGGACGAAGAGUACCGCAGACAACUGGGUGCCUUUGGUAUCACGGGCACGACAGGUCUGCAGAAGAUGGCGGUUCUUUCCGGAGGUCAAAAGUCGCGUGUGGCGUUUGCUUGCCUUGCGUUGACCAACCCGCACAUCUUGGUUCUUGACGAGCCUUCUAACCAUCUCGAUAUCGAGGCGAUGGACGCGCUCGCUACGGCCUUGCAAGAGUUCCAGGGCGGUGUUCUGAUGGUUUCUCACGACGUCACCAUGUUGCAGACAGUGUGCACCUCUCUCUGGGUUUGCGAUGGAGGCACUGUUGAGAAGUUCCCAGGCGACGUUCAGGCCUACAAGAAGAGAAUUGCAGCUCAGGCCGAUGCGGCUGGUGUUGUCAAGGCUCAUUGAGGGAAUAUGUCGUGGCCAUGAUAAUUUACGUAGC